Syngnathus typhle (broad-nosed pipefish) is the source of this 496-nucleotide messenger RNA. It is a transcript of the gene ttc32, whose product is annotated as tetratricopeptide repeat domain 32. The transcript is spliced from 3 exons. Lineage: Eukaryota; Metazoa; Chordata; Actinopteri; Syngnathiformes; Syngnathidae. The coding region runs from base 16 to 426 and encodes 136 amino acids. Gene Ontology annotation, molecular function: protein binding. The record is from RefSeq and is a predicted model, not a curated record.
UCACAUCCGACAACAAUGGCGGACGAGUGUUUACAAAUAUUCCAAAAUGCCAACGUAGAGUUUAAAAAACUGAAUUUCAAAAUGGCAGAAGAGCUUUAUAACAAGUUCAUUUCGUCCUGCCUACAUUCCAGGGAAUGUGAAGCUUCUUGUUUGGCGACCGCUUACAACAACCGCGGCCAAAUAAAGUACUUGCGAGUGGAUUUUGACGAAGCGCUCGAGGAUUACACCUCAGCGAUAAAGGCGGACGACAAGUUUGAAGUAGCGUUCUACAAUAGAGGACUAAUACAUUAUAGACUGGGGUUUUUUGAGAACGCCAUUAAGGAUUUCCAACAAGCUUUAAAGCUCAAUGAAGCCUUUGAAGACGCCAAAGUCGGCCUUCGACGGACUCUGUUGGACCAACAGGACAAAACGAAGAGAGGAUAUUGAUGUUUGCGAACAUUUGUGUCCAACCGGUGUUGUUUAUGUACAUAACUUAUUAAAACAUGAAUGAAAGAUA